Molecule: messenger RNA, 1246 nt
Organism: Pseudomyrmex gracilis
Lineage: Eukaryota; Metazoa; Arthropoda; Insecta; Hymenoptera; Formicidae
Exons: 5
Coding region: 284-814 (176 amino acids)
Source: RefSeq, a predicted model, not a curated record
UCAACCAAGGAGUCCGGCACCCUUGUGUUCUGUAUAGUCAAUACUCUGGCAAAUUCCUCUUGCAAUUCCUAAAAUUAACAAUCGCAAAAAUGCAGAGUCGUUCGAAACAAAGAGACAAAACAAGAAGUCAAACGCACCGCUUCCGUCAAUUGCAGUUGAUCUUCUGGUUUAAAUAGAACUUUUCCUCGCGUCCAAUCUGGACCCAAGUCACCAGCACCCAAAUCUUGGCGCGAUAAAUGAAUUAAGAAGCCAAGCUUCUGUGUGUUUAUAAAUGCCUUGAAGCAUGGAAGAUAGUGGUAUUGACAGUGACCCUAAAAUUGUUAAUCAUGUGGAAGAUGAGAGAUUAUUCUUGGGUAGUGACAGCAGUUGCAGCAGCAAUCACACGCAGACUUCUCAACGGAAUACAACCAAACAGUUACAAAAGAAACUAGAAACACGUAUUGAACAAGCAAAGAGAAUUCAACGAAACUCAGAUUACGUAAAGCUUCCAAAAUAUGACAAUGAUAAUACAAGCAGUUCUUCUGGGUUGAUAUCAAUCCAAAGAUUGCCUAUACCGCAUAAAAACAAGGAACACCUUCCUCUAGUCGAAUACUGGCACAGUGAAAGCGAAAGUGAUGGCGAGAUGACUCUCUUCCCGGCGAAAUCCAAAGAUUCCUCAAAGCACAAACAAGAUCUCACGGACACGUUUAGCAUUGGAGAAUUAAGCGACGAAAGCGAAGAUUCUCUGAAUCUGGACCCGGCACAGCCGCCACGUCCGUUCAUGCGAACUUAUGUACCUAAUGGAUGUUUCGCUUGCCAUUGCCAUAUAUUGUAAUAUAUAGCCCGAAUUAGGCCGGAUAUGUACGAUACGCAAUUUUGAGAGACUUAAGUGAUUCUUAUUUAACUCUAUCUCCGCUAUUUAUAAAAUAGUUGUUGAAAGCGCACGUAAUUUUAUUGAAUUUUUUUACGAAAUCGUAUUUUUCUGAAAGUUUAUCUUCGGUUAUGUAAAGUUAAUUUAUUGUAUUAUAUAUGAAAAUUAUUGUUCUCAGAGAAAAUAUGCUUAAAUCAUCAGACGUAUUUUACUGCACCGCUGUCUGUUUCUCAAGUCUCUCCCCAAGUAGAGUUUCUUUUUUUUUCGUUGAUUUCGACGUCCGAAACACUUUGCGGUAAGAGCAAAGCGCAAUUACGGAGUGACGCAUCCAAGCAGCAAGGAUUAGUCUGUUCCGAAUGAACGCAACGAUUCAUUGGGGACACAACACUGUCUUCU